Molecule: messenger RNA, 1050 nt
Organism: Bacidia gigantensis
Lineage: Eukaryota; Fungi; Ascomycota; Lecanoromycetes; Lecanorales; Ramalinaceae
Exons: 3
Coding region: 1-1050 (349 amino acids)
Cellular component (GO): cytoplasm
Source: RefSeq, a predicted model, not a curated record
AUGACAGCAAAACUCCCGACUCGUCAACUCGGUAAGGAUGGACCUGAAGUCACAGCACCUGGUUUCGGGCUCAUGGGUCUCUCUGCUUUCUAUGGUGCUGUUGGUAGUGAUGAAGAGCGCUUCAAAUUACUAGAUGCUGCAUAUGAGAUGGGAGAGAAUAAUUGGGAUUCUUCUGAUAUAUAUGCUGACAGCGAGGACCUCGUCGGGAAAUGGUUCAAACGUACCGGCAAAAGAAACGAGAUCUUCAUCGCGACAAAAUUCGGCAUCGUAAUGAGCGACGGAGGCCGUGGCACACGCGGUGACCCCGAAUACGUAAAGCAAGCAUGCAACAAGAGCCUCAAGCGCUUAGGUAUCGACUGCAUCGACCUGUACUACUGCCACCGCCUCGACCAGGAGACACCCGUCGAAGAGACCGUCAAAGCGAUGGUAGAGCUGAAAAAUACACUGACACAACCUACCAUCAGCGAGGGCAAGAUCAAAUACCUCGGCCUUUCCGAAUGCUCCGCCCGCUCUCUCCGCCGGGCCCACGCUGUCCACCCCAUCACAGCCAUCCAAACCGAGUACUCUCCCUUCGAAAUUUCCAUCGAAUCUGACGAAGUAAACCUACUCCGCACCUGCCGCGAACUUGGCGUCAGCGUCAUUGCCUAUUCGCCCCUCGGCCGGGGCAUGCUCACAGGUGCCUACAAAUCCCCUGACGACUUCGAAGAGGGCGAUUUCCGCAAGCACGCUCCGCGCUUCUCGAAGGAGAAUUUCCCGAAGAAUCUGGAGCUGGCGGGGAAGAUUGCGGAGUUGGCGACUAAGAAGGGUGUUACGCCCGGACAGCUGAGUCUGGCGUGGUUGAUGAGUCAGGGGAAGGACGUGGUGCCGAUUCCGGGGACGAAGAAGUUGAAGUAUUUGGAGGAGAAUGUGAGGGCGAUCAAAGUGGUGUUGAGCAAGGAGGAGGGAGGGGAGAUCAGGAAGGCGGUGGAAGGGGCGGAGGUGCAUGGGGUUCGGUAUCCUGAGGGGAUGAUGGGGACGUUGUAUGCGGAUACGCCGGAGUUGAAGGCAUGA